AUGCUUCAAGGCGAGCCCGACACAAGUCCAGACCAAAUCUACCAGCUUGUCACCACCGUCAUCGAAGAGGACCUUUUAUAUCACCUUGCCAUACACCUACACAAGCUCCCAUUUGAAUCUCGAAAAGAUACCCAGGUCAUCUUCUCAUAUAUCUUUCGGUUUCGUCCAGCGGGUGCAUCCCCUAAGUCCGAUCCGGUAGCAUUAUCCUAUGUUGUCAACCAGCGACCACAGGUGCUCAUUGAGCUUUGUCGCGGAUACGACUACAAAGAAAGCGCUACAGCUGCAGGUGCUGUUUUGCGGGAGGUCUUGAAGGUUGAGGCUGCAGCUGCCGUUAUCCUAUAUGAUGAUGCUGAGAAAGAGGGCUCCAGUGCUUACGGGCUUGCAGGCAUUGAGAGGGAUAAGCCGCAAAGCGGAAAUGGAGUGUUUUGGAGGUUUUUCGAGUGGAUAGACAAAAGCUCUUUCGAAGUUGCUGCGGACGCCUUCACUACCUUUAGGGAACUUCUGACGAAGCAUAAAGAACUCGUACCAAGGUAUCUUACGAUCAACUUCGACUUGUUUUUCACCCGGUAUAACUCCACCCUCGUCCAGUCCAACAGCUAUGUUACGAAACGACAAUCGAUCAAACUCCUUGGAGAGAUCCUCCUUGACCGCUCUAAUUACAGCGUUAUGACGGCAUACGUUGACAGCGGAGAGCAUUUGAAGAUUUGCAUGAAUCUUCUCCGAGAUGAUCGGAAAAUGGUUCAAUAUGAGGGUUUCCAUGUUUUCAAAGUUUUUGUCGCCAAUCCUCACAAAUCGGUUGCCGUGCAGAAAAUCCUGAUCAUGAACCGAGAGAAACUUCUGGCUUUUCUAUCGAAUUUCCUCAGUGACAGAACUGACGAUGAGCAAUUCAUUGACGAGCGCGAAUUUUUGAUUAAGCAAAUAAAGAAUCUACCAUCUCAGCCAACCCCAUCCCAAAGGUAA
Molecule: messenger RNA, 960 nt
Organism: Parascedosporium putredinis
Lineage: Eukaryota; Fungi; Ascomycota; Sordariomycetes; Microascales; Microascaceae
Source: the annotation of a GenBank genome assembly